Molecule: messenger RNA, 894 nt
Organism: Peniophora sp. CBMAI 1063
Lineage: Eukaryota; Fungi; Basidiomycota; Agaricomycetes; Russulales; Peniophoraceae
Source: the annotation of a GenBank genome assembly
AUGGGUGGUGAGAAUAACAAGAAGGGCAAGUCGAAGGUCUACGUCAGUCUACCCUCGCGUCGGGCGCGCUCGGGUGGGCAGAUGAAGACGCAGGAACGCAUUCAAACCAGCGCGGAGAAGACGAUGCGCAAGGCGCUUGUGGAAGGGCGGAGCAUCGCACGGCCUGGUUCAUACACUCAGGUCUACGUCGGCGGCCUCAUCCCGACUACUCAUCCCGAGCACGUCACGAGACACUUCGCCGAUUGCGGGCGCAUCCUCAACGUCGAGUUCGUCUGCCUACGCGGUACGGCCAACCUCCAGGGCAAGCCUCCGGCACGCGAUUUGCCUGGGCCGAUGCCUGGUCAGCUACCUACCCUGCGCCGCACUCUACGCCCUCGCCACAUCGAGGAGAAUGAGAAGCAGGUCGGGAGGCAGACCUGGAUGUAUGCCAUCGUUCACUUCGACGACGCUGCCUCUGCUGCUCGCGCGCUGGCCAAGAACGGCGACACACUUGGCGGUUUCGAUAAUACCGAGUGUGUCAUACGCGUCGUGACUUCUACUUCGGAACUAGAAGAGGUGCAAGAGCUCACCAACACAUUCGCUAUGGAUGAGCAGCCUGUCCCAUACAGUCGCGACUUGAAGCGCGUGCCUACGAGGAUCAACUCGUUUGUGGUCGGGCGCACCGAGUUCGCUGCUUGGGAGCUCUGGCGCCCAAAGGAGCAGGCGGUCGUGCAGGGCGCUGAGAGCAGCACACGCACGCUCCGGGCCAAGGCUACGGCUAACAGGGUCAAGUGGCUUCAGACCGAGGCGACCAUCCGGCCGAGCCAGAAGGCGGCCAUGGGUGGGCUCAUGAGUGCGGUGCAGAUGGGGCUCAAGGCGUUGUGCGGGAUCAGCUUCAAGUUGACUAUCGUGUAG